AUGAUCAAGAAUAUUCAAGGACCAAAGCUUGGCAAAGAGGUCGGCAACCGGGUCGUAGUAAAAUCAUUUCCGGGUGCUACAUCUGAAGAUAUGAGACAUUAUAUCAAGCCAACGAUAAACCGUUCACCAAAUCGAAUUGUUCUCCAUUGUGGAACUAACGAUCUGAAAAAUUCCAGUCCAACCGAGGUUGCCGAGAGGGUUGCUAGUCUUGCAAGUGAAAUAGAAAAGACUUCUGAAACUAAAGUUAUCAUUUCCGAACUUGUUGCAAGACGGGACAUGAAUGAUCAAGUUAAAACCGUCAACAAACAACUCAGAAAACACUGCCAAAGUAACGGCUGGACACUUAUUCAACAUAAUAACAUUAGCUUCGCUGAUUUGAACAGAGGAGGACUUCAUUUAAAUCAUGAAGGUAAUUGUAAAUUUUUUAAAAACUUUGUAGAUACUAUAGUAACUAAACCGGGGGAUUGAAAUGUAUUUUCCUUGAAUGCCGUGCCUAAUGAGAGUUCCUCGAAUAAUUUAUCAAAUCUCAAUUUUGAAACAACUAUAGCCGAUAGCAACAAUUUGAAUACGAAAUCGAUACCACCCUUUCCCGCAAAGCGUGGUUUCAAACUAGCUUCUUUAAAUAUAGCUAGUUUGAUAAAACAUAUAGAUGAACUGAGAAUUCUGCUUGUCAAUUAUCCAGUAGAUAUCUUCUCAAUCAACGAAACUAAACUUGAUAAUUCGAUUAAUGAUUGCGAAAUACAUAUCCCUGGGUAUGAAAUACUUCGCCGAAAUAGAGACCGACAUGGUGGAGGUGUUUGUUUCUAUAUUAGAACCACUAUUAAUUUUUCAAUACGUGAGGAUUUAAAGUUUAAAAAUUUGGAAAAUUUAUGUGUUGAAAUUCGAAAACCUCAAUCCAAACCAUUUGUUGUUGUCAACUGGUAUAGACCACCCAAUUCUCCUGUUGAGUUAUUUACUUCUUUUGAGUCCCUUAUCGGACGACUUGAUGCAGAAAAUAUCGAGUUUUAUUUAAUGGGUGAUUUUAACUGUAAUUUAGCUAACGAUAGUACUCAGUAUGACAACAAUACCCAUCUGCUGUCGAGCAUUACCGAUACAUAUGGUCUUCAGCAGUUAAUCAAUGAGCAUACCCGUAUUACCAAAACAACUUCCACCUUGAUCGAUCUAAUUUACACUAACUAUCCAGACAGGGUAAUUUGUUCAGGAGUCUCGCAUUGCGGUAUAAGUGACCAUAGCCUAAUCUAUGUCUACCGCAAAUUAUCUUUAAAUACUGUAUCUAGUAAAGGAAAUAACUACAUUACCUAUAGAAAUUUUAAGAAGUUUAAUCGAGAAAACUUCCGUAGUGAUAUUUCAUCUCAAGACUGGAGUUACAAUUUAUCUAACACUCAAGACCCUAAUCUAAUGUGGGCUGAAUGGAAAAGUAAAUUUUUAACUAUAGCAGAUAAACAUGCUCCAAUACGUACUAAGCGUAUUCGAUUGAAGAACUCUCCAUGGAUAACAUCUGAUUUAAAAAAACGUAUGCAUGAUCGUGACAUAGCCAAAAUAAAAGCUAUACACUCUACUGUCCCUGGUGAUUGGGACAAUUUUAGAAGAUUACGAAAUAUUGUAAAUAAGGAAAUUAAACUCGCUAAAGAGUCUUAUUAUAAAAAUGCAUUUAUGCAGCACAGUGGCAAUUCUCGAAAGACAUGGCAGAUUGUCAAUGACCUGACCUCGCGUAAAUCAAAAAGAACAUCUGUCAGGGAAUUAAAUUUGAAUGGUAAUUCUAUAUCUAACCCAUCAGAUUUAUCUAAUGCAUUUAAUGAGCAUUUUUCGACAAUAGGACCUAAACUUGCUAGUGAAAUUCCAGUAAGCAGUAAUCAUACGAGUUACACUGAUUAUCUCAUUAACACUGACAAAAGGUUUCAAUUCACGCAAACUAACAAUGAUCAAGUAUUUUCAGUGUUAAGCAAACUAUGCAAAUCAAAAGCAACCGGUCUUGAUCAGAUCUCAGCCAGACUUGUUCGAGAAUGUGCUGAUCUUAUUUCUAGUUCCAUAACCAAUAUUUUUAAUCUUUCAUUAUUAUUGGGUACAUUUCCUGAAGAUUGGAAAUGUGCCAAAGUUACUCCAAUCUUUAAACAAGGUACACGGAAUGAAAUGAAUAACUACCGUCCAAUUUCUGUGAUUUCAGUAAUGGCUAAGGCCUUUGAACGAAUAAUCUAUAAUCAACUUUAUGCAUACAUGUUAGAACAUGAUUUGCUAUCCGAACACCAGUCGGGGUUUCGUUCUUUACAUUCAACGGCUACGGCUUUACUUGAGGCCACUGAUAGUUGGUCUUACAAUAUUGACCGCGGCAAUAUUAAUGCC
Paramuricea clavata is the source of this 2340-nucleotide messenger RNA. Lineage: Eukaryota; Metazoa; Cnidaria; Anthozoa; Malacalcyonacea; Plexauridae. The record is from the annotation of a GenBank genome assembly.